This is a messenger RNA of Erigeron canadensis, 1667 nucleotides long. RefSeq names its product tubulin alpha-2 chain-like. Gene Ontology annotation, biological process: microtubule cytoskeleton organization; mitotic cell cycle. NCBI's taxonomy places the organism in Eukaryota, Viridiplantae, Streptophyta, Magnoliopsida, Asterales, Asteraceae. Gene Ontology annotation, molecular function: GTP binding; structural constituent of cytoskeleton. The record is from RefSeq and is a predicted model, not a curated record. Gene Ontology annotation, cellular component: cytoplasm; microtubule. Bases 131 to 1483 code for a protein of 450 amino acids. The transcript is spliced from 3 exons.
AAACGCAUCAAUUUGUAUCUCAAGGCGUCUUGAUAAACGUCUUUUGAUUCAUUUCUUUUUCUCCAUUUUUUCUUUUCCUUCAAAUUUAAUCUUCUUCUUGUUAUAUUCAAGUCAAAUCAAAUCCACGAAAAUGAGAGAGUGCAUUUCAAUCCACAUCGGUCAAGCCGGAAUUCAAGUCGGAAAUGCUUGCUGGGAACUCUACUGCCUUGAACACGGCAUUCAGCCUGAUGGACAGAUGCCGAGUGACAAGACAAUUGGAGGAGGUGAUGAUGCCUUCAACACCUUUUUCAGUGAAACUGGUGCUGGAAAGCAUGUCCCUCGUGCCGUCUUUGUUGAUCUUGAGCCAACUGUUAUUGAUGAAGUGCGGACUGGUACUUAUCGCCAGCUGUUCCAUCCUGAACAGUUGAUCAGUGGCAAAGAAGACGCUGCCAACAACUUUGCUCGUGGUCAUUACACUAUUGGGAAAGAGAUUGUCGAUCUCUGCUUAGACCGUAUCAGGAAGCUUGCAGACAACUGUACUGGUCUUCAGGGUUUCCUUGUUUUUAACGCUGUUGGUGGUGGUACCGGCUCGGGUUUGGGCUCUUUGCUUUUGGAAAGACUCUCUGUUGACUAUGGAAAGAAGUCUAAGCUUGGUUUCACUGUUUACCCAUCUCCACAAGUCUCGACAUCGGUUGUUGAACCCUACAACAGUGUCCUCUCGACCCACUCCCUAUUGGAACACACUGAUGUUGCCAUCCUUCUGGACAAUGAAGCCAUUUAUGAUAUUUGCAGGCGUUCCCUUGACAUCGAGCGUCCUACCUACACCAACCUGAACCGUCUCGUCUCUCAGGUUAUUUCUUCUUUGACUGCAUCUCUGAGGUUUGAUGGUGCUUUGAACGUUGAUGUGACUGAAUUCCAGACCAACUUGGUUCCUUACCCAAGAAUCCACUUCAUGCUUUCCUCCUAUGCACCUGUUAUAUCUGCAGAGAAGGCUUACCAUGAGCAACUUUCUGUUGCUGAGAUCACCAACAGUGCCUUUGAGCCAUCUUCUAUGAUGGCCAAGUGUGACCCUCGCCAUGGUAAGUACAUGGCCUGCUGUCUCAUGUACCGUGGUGAUGUUGUUCCUAAGGAUGUUAAUGCCGCUGUUGCGACAAUCAAGACCAAGAGGACCAUCCAGUUUGUUGAUUGGUGCCCUACUGGAUUCAAGUGCGGUAUUAACUACCAGCCACCAACUGUUGUGCCUGGAGGAGAUUUGGCUAAGGUGCAGAGGGCUGUUUGCAUGAUUUCUAACUCGACUAGUGUGGCUGAGGUGUUCUCUCGAAUUGACCAUAAGUUUGACUUGAUGUAUGCUAAGCGUGCUUUUGUGCACUGGUAUGUUGGUGAGGGUAUGGAGGAAGGAGAGUUUUCUGAGGCUCGUGAGGACCUUGCUGCUCUUGAGAAGGAUUACGAAGAGGUCGGUGCAGAGGGUGGUGAAGAUGAUUGUGAUGAAGGAGACGAGUACUAGACAAGAGCGUUUGUCCUUUUGUUUGUGUGUAAGUGUGUUUGGAUUGUGAUGGAUGUUUCCUGUGUUUCCAAUGUGUGUUUGUAGCCAUGUAGCAAAAUAAUGACUUUUGGCAUCUGAUGUCUUUAAUCGUUGCUUGUUCUAUGAUCUCAUGUUGAUACUUAAUGCGAUUACAUAUUUACAUCAA